CAGAGCCACUUCUCUUUUCCUUUGCUGGAUUCAGCCCCCUGCACCUCCUCUUAUAAACAAUGUGUAGAUGUAUGAAAGUAUCGGGGAGCAGGAGACAUCCAAUUAAAAGCACAAUGCAUUAUUAUUAUUAUUAUUAUUAUUAUUAUUUCACAGCUCCCCCUCUCUGCUGUCUCCCAAAGCCGUUCAGAUUAUAUAACAGCUCAGUGUCAACGGAGCCAGCCUGUGGAGGACAAGUUGAGGGGGUCUUCACCGAUGAUGCAGCUCAGCGACUCUGGACUUUCCCCAGCAGCUUGCGUACUACCCCUCACUCCUCCUCCUCCUCUUUCCUCCCUUUGCCAUAUCCACCCACCCAUCCACCCACCAGCCCACCUUCUCCCUCCCUUUCUUACACACACAUACACUCAAUCACGAAUGCACAGGGAUUGCAGCAGCAGCAGCACCGCGAGAUGGAGAUCUCCGCUGUGUGUGUGAGAGCCUGUUCCCGCUGUCACUGCACCGGCUGCUUCUCUCUUGGUCCUCCCGCAGCCUGCGAGAGCUGCUCCAGGGGUCGGACGGUACCCUGGCACCCACUGAAUACAUGGAUGAACACUGGCUCCACAGGGGAUCUGCGCUUUCUUGUCCUUUGCACCUCUGAUUUGUUUCUCAAGGAAAUAUGGUGAGCAAAGAGGACACCAAAUGCGUUGUUCUCUCAAAUUCAGAUGAAUCAGAUUCAGAGACAGGUCCAUCACACAGUCUUGAGACGCAGUCUGGACCAGAAUCCGGAAAACAGCAAGUGAAGAAAAGAAACAAGGCCUUACAAGUGCGUUUUAAGGAUAUCUGUGAAGCUCAGAAUGAGCAUCGAGGAAGACGCUCCAGAUCCAUUUCCUGUAAAGUGACACACAGAAAAUACAUGACCAUGCCUGCCAGACGCUCUAUUCCAAAUGUGACCAAGAGUACUGGUGUCCAGACCUCACCAGACCUCACUAAGAGAUAUAAAACUUUCCCUUUUGAGAGGAAAAAAGGACAUACAUUUAAACAUACUGCUUUGGUGGAAGAUUACAGGGGACAAAACAAUGGGUUUUUGAGUGAUAUAAAGGCAGGGGGAGAGGACGGACAACCUAUCGGGGAGUCCUCAAAGUACAAGGGUAAAAUUGUGGGGCAGACAAAAGCAUUGCUUCACCACACUGAUGACAGCAGUGAUACAGAGGAUUUGCUAUCCAGUGCCAACUGUUUGGAUGGACCCUCGUGCCCAGACUCCUCACAUUUCUCGGAAGAGUGCCACCCAAGCAGCCCCCCUUCCAAAAGUGAACAACAGUACCAGGUUUGUGGGACAAGGACCAAACACAAAGGAUUACCCAAGGAAGACAUGGAUGCUGGCACUUCCUCAAAGCGCCAGCUGGCUAACUCAGAGUUUUCACGGGACAAGUCAAAGGGCACGGGCCCAGUGGCGUGGAACUCUUUGACACAGGUGGAGUCUUUGGGAAGCCCCUCUGUGAGCUGUAAACGGAAAAAGGGCACGCAGCUAAACGAACAGCAGUCACAUACACUUCCCCAUAGUGCCAAAUGUUCUGUACAGUCACAAGGGCAGUGUCGGACAAGGCAUGUAUCAGCCUCCUCUAAACUCCAGCAAACAGUUGGGGGGGACGAGGGCUUUCCUCCAAGAGACACAGGAGCCCCAGGCAUGAGGAGCAGCCAGCAGAUAAUGCCCUUAUCUGGAGACAAGGAUAUCAAAGCACAGCUGCAGGCCAUGGAGAGCCUCAUCUGCUCGAGUCAGGAAACCAUCAAGGUUCUACUGGGAGUUAUUCAGGAGCUGGAGAAAGGUGAAGCACAGAGAGAGGGGCUCUCCUACCGAACAGGACAAGACACAGCAAAUUGUGACACUUGUCGAAACAGCGCGUGCAUCAUUUACAGUGUCGAGCUAGACUUCAAGCUGCAGGAGGACAAGCUACUGCCCCUGAUGAAGAGACUUUGCCCCCUGGACAGCCAACAAUGCCCUGCUCUGCCUUACUCCAACGAAGUGUUCACAUCCACCCCAAAACGCAAAUCCAAGACAGAGUCCAAAAAGCAUGCUCGUUGGAAACUCUGGUUCCUUUGAAUAAAACAUGAAGGCUUUGGAAACUGCCUUUUUAUUGGGCACAUUAAUACCCCCGUUCUUCUCAAAAUGGAUGAAGGAAUAUUCAGAGGGAGUAAUCAUCCCAUGGCAAUGGAUAACGACAGAAACAAGUUCAUUUGAGUUGAGACUGCACGUCAAGUCAGCUGGGGGACAGCAGAGACAAAAAACAUUUUAAAUUCUGUCAAACCUUUUCCUGGCAUGUGUGCUGGAGAGGUCGACACGCACCUGCAAAAACUAGCAGAAAACAAUUACAGAACACCUGUCUACCAACCCACACAAACAGUGCACUGAAUUUGCAAGAGUAGAAGGGCUAUACACAGUGCUAAAGGAGUAUGGUAGCAAUCUUACAGCAGAGAAGACUUGGAGCCACCAGCUUUGGUUAAGUACAAAAAAAAAUAAAACAAACAAAACACUAAUGAUGUAGCAAUGACACUGAACUUGCAUGCUGUUACAAAGCAAGUAUUUAUUGAAUUCUUAAAGUCAUUUUGUAACAGCAGCUCUCAUUUUAUGUAGAUUAUGGUACUGUUAUAUGUCAGGAAGACACAUACUGGCUUCUCAUUGUUGGAUUACGCCGUAGAUUACAUUAUUCAGGUCACCAAUUUCCAUGCAAAGAUCUGUACCUUGAGGAAGUGCAAUUUAGUGAUUAUGUGCAAUAUUAUGCAUUUUUCUACUGUUUCUACAUCACAAUUAAAACAUUUUCA
Seriola aureovittata is the source of this 2793-nucleotide messenger RNA. RefSeq names its product inhibitory synaptic factor 2Ab (gene insyn2ab). Gene Ontology annotation, biological process: inhibitory postsynaptic potential. Lineage: Eukaryota; Metazoa; Chordata; Actinopteri; Carangiformes; Carangidae. The coding region runs from base 653 to 2074 and encodes 473 amino acids. The transcript has 6 exons. The record is from RefSeq and is a predicted model, not a curated record. Gene Ontology annotation, cellular component: postsynaptic density.